Messenger RNA from Syngnathus typhle (broad-nosed pipefish), 2467 nucleotides. RefSeq names its product gastrula zinc finger protein XlCGF17.1-like. Gene Ontology annotation, biological process: regulation of transcription by RNA polymerase II. Gene Ontology annotation, cellular component: nucleus. The transcript has 2 exons. The coding region runs from base 301 to 1419 and encodes 372 amino acids. Lineage: Eukaryota; Metazoa; Chordata; Actinopteri; Syngnathiformes; Syngnathidae. The record is from RefSeq and is a predicted model, not a curated record. Gene Ontology annotation, molecular function: DNA-binding transcription factor activity, RNA polymerase II-specific; RNA polymerase II cis-regulatory region sequence-specific DNA binding.
AGAAGAAGAAGAAGAAGAAGAAGAAGAAGAAGAAGAAGAAGAAGAAGAAGAAGAAGAAGAAGAUUCGUAGCUGCAGCCAAGCAAAUUCGUUACUACACAACGUCUGUGCUCGGUUGUUUUUUCGUAACUAACGCUCUGCAAAUAAGUUUUUCUGCCCGGACAAACAGGUCGCGCGCUGACGCAUCUCGGCCGUGUUUGCUUAUUUGACCUUAGUCGCUAACAAAGAGAAGCACACGCUACAUUGCCAAUAAGAGCUCAAGUGGCAAUCUAUUGGGAUUUAUUUUGGAUUGUCGGGUCAACAUGUGUGCAAUACCGACGCCAAAGUACGAGGUGAAACUUCGUGGAAUAAAAGAAGAGAACGAGCAACAUUUUCAACUGCUGAGCGAGGUUUGCAAGCACCCUCGUGUUGUGCUACACAGAACAGACAUUAUUGAAGAUUUUGGUCCUGCGCAUCAGGAGCCAGAGCGUCGGCAUGUUAAAGAGGAAGAGGUGGACGUAGAGUUCCCCCACUUUGAGCAAAAGAAGCAGAAGACUCCUUUAAUCAAAAAAGAGGAGUCGGAGGAGGAGGAAAUCUACAAGUUGCCAUCGACUGCUUUUCUUGUGAAGUAUAAAGAUGGAGUUCCAAGUGGGGCAAGCAAAGGCUUGGCUUCAUCAUCAGAUAGUGAUGACACGUCUCAUGACGAUUAUGAUGAUGAAGAUGAGUAUAGCGGUGAUAUUACAUGUCACUCUGAAAACAAACACUGGAAAUGUUCUCAGUGUUGGAAAAUAUUUGCUCAUAAGAGUAGUUUCAAACUACACACAACGAUACACACAGGAGAGAAACCUUUUCCCUGCCCAGUUUGUGGCCAAAGAUUCUCUCGGAAGGGUUACUUAAAAAAACACACACGGACCCACACUGGUGAGAAACCGUUUUCCUGCUUAGUUUGUGGCCAAAGAUUCUCUCAGAAGGGACACUUAAAAACCCAUUUAAGAACACACACAGGUGAAAAACCUUUUUCCUGCUCAGUUUGUGGCCAAAGAUUCUCACAGAAGGGAACCUUAAAAACACACACAAGAACCCACACUGGUGAGAAACCAUUUUCGUGCGCAGUUUGUGGCCAAAGAUUCUCUUUGAAUGGUCACUUAAAAAGUCACACAGCAACCCACAGUGGUGAGAAAGCUUUUUCCUGCUCAGUUUGUGGCCAAAGAUUCUCACAGAAGAGAAGCUUAAAAACACACACAAGAACCCACACUGGUGAGAAACCUUUUUCCUGCUCAGUUUGUGGUCAAAGAUUCUCACACAAGGGAAGCUUAAAAACACACACAAGAACCCACACUGGUGAGAAACCUUUUUCCUGCUCAGUUUGUGUCCGAAGAUUCACUUGGAAAUAUCAGAUUAAGAAUCACUUGUGCGUUGGUAAAAUGAGCAGCGAUCAAUGAAGAUUAUGUAUCAAUGAUAAUUAUGUUCCAUGUACAUUCUUGUCAUAACACUAAACUUAUCCUUCCAUUUACCUCAGUGAAAAGUUCAUGUUUUAGUUUUUAAUGAAUUUGAAAAUGCUGUGACAUGUCGUUAGUUAACAUAGUCGGAACAACCCUUCAUUGUAGUUAGCGUUUUAUCUUGUUUUGAGAUGUGAAUUUUAAAUGUUCUUUGUCUUUAGUAAUACUGGUAUUUAGUUUACUGGGCAAAUUUGUUUGUUUUUCUGAAAGUGUUGCAUUGUUUCAUUUUUAUAGUUUUAGUGUGUAAUACAGUAAUCCUUCAUUUAUCUCGGAUAAUUGGCUCCAAGACCACCCACGAUAGGUGAAGAUCUGCGAAGUAGGAACUAUAUAUGUUUUAAUUAGAAAUAUAUUAUGUAAUGUAUUAAAAUUUCCAUCAUGUGGUUUUUCCUGUUGGCCCCUAGAGGGAAUGAAUGUAUUGCAAGUGAAGAGUGGUCUGUCCUUGCCAAGCAAUGCAACAUAACUAACCCUGGGGACAUCAUGCAUAGCGAAACCAAAAUAAGUCACAGUUGGGCAUGAAUCUCCUGUUGCAUUGUGGUCCAGUGUGCAAUAUUAAAGCUUUUUAAACCCUCCCCAAUACUUUUGUGUGACAAACAUUUCCCACUCCCUUAAUAACCAUUGCCACACUGCUCUGUGCAUGUAUUGUAUGGAAGUAAAUCUGUCCCAUCAAACUUUGAAUCAGAAUAUGUAAGUGUACUGAUCUCCCUGUGCGUUAUGUACUAUGUACGUUAUCACGGUUCAUCAGCAAGCCAAACUCGGGUAUAAAACACUUGAGAUUCAUAGCGUCUUACUCCCUUUAUUUCCGCAUUCUAAUGUAAUACACGAGUAAAAAGCCAUUGCCUCCAUGAGCAUGAGAAGAGAGGAGAAAGUUUCACCUGGAUGACGUGAGAAAUGUUCAAGUCUCUCAAGCUAAUUGGUUAAGUCACUUCAACGAAAAUAUCCACAACUUCAGUUGUAUUUCAAAAUAAAGAUCCAGUUCGCUUCUGAACCAUAA